UCUCCUUACUCAUGAAAUAAUCUGAAGCUAACUCACUUGGCAAUUAAGAACAUAGAGUUAUGGGUGGUGAUGGUGCUAUACGCAGGGUUAAUGGUAUGAAGGCUUUCUUGGGGUUUCUUCUUUUACUUAGUUUACUAUGGCUUGUAUUCAAUGGGAGUCUAGCCAAGCAGGCAACAGCUUCCACCAAAACAAUCAAUCAUUUAGAUGUUUGGAAGACAAUACAAACUGAAAGACAUUAUCUUCAAAAGAAUUCAAAUCUCAAUUAUGCGAGCGGAAGAAGAGCGUCUACUGGACUCAACGCUAUUCGGAACAGGGAAGCAGGGAAGGCAGCCAGGGCUGCAACCAAAAUAGUCGACGAUAGGGCAAUCAAACCUUUAGAUGUUUGGAAGAUAAUAGAAGCUGAGAGGCAAUAUCUUGAAAGGAAUCCAAAUGUCAAUUAUGUGAGCAAAAGAAGAGUGCCUACUGGACCAAAUGCCAUACACAAUAGGAAAAUAGGGAAGUAUAGGGAGCCACCAACUCGAGCUUGAGCUUAAGAAAACAAUUGAAAGUACUCUAGUAGAGUAACAAGAUCCUUCAACAAUAUUUACAACAUACAAACAGUGAUCACAAGUAGGUGUUUCCUUAGAAUGUACUAGUAGCUCUGCAUCUAUAGGCAGACAGAUGCGGAUGUAGCCUUAUUUAAGUUGUUUAGCUAAAUCAGUAUAAUUUCGACAGUGAAUAUAAAUAUAUGUGAAAAUAAGCGAAAUUUUAACAAAUAUUAAAUUUUGAAAUCAUAAUUUUAAAAGUGCAAUGAAUUAAAAUCCAUAAAAUUUAAAUUAUGGAUCUAUAUGUGCUUAGGACUUCCGAGAUAUUGUUUGUAGAGAA
Messenger RNA from Nicotiana tabacum (common tobacco), 864 nucleotides. RefSeq lists its product as uncharacterized. Lineage: Eukaryota; Viridiplantae; Streptophyta; Magnoliopsida; Solanales; Solanaceae. The record is from RefSeq and is a predicted model, not a curated record.